AUGUGCUAUUUUCUUUUGAUAAGUGUAUGGCCCGGAUUGUCUCAAGUGAAUGCUUUUGGUUUCAGGGUUAUCGGAACGCUGUCCAACUCACAAGAAUUCUCUGACGCCUUUUCUUGUCCAAAAGGAUCCCCGAUGAACCCACCAAAUAAAUGCGUGCUAUGGUAG
Rodentolepis nana is the source of this 165-nucleotide messenger RNA. The record is from the annotation of a GenBank genome assembly. Lineage: Eukaryota; Metazoa; Platyhelminthes; Cestoda; Cyclophyllidea; Hymenolepididae.